AUGAAGAAAGAGGUCAACCAUACACCUCUACAUGUUGCUUCUUACCCAAUUGGAGUUGAUUCUCGUACUAAACCUAUAAAGUCGUUAUUGCAAAAUGGACACAUAGAUGAAGUUCACAUGGUUGGUAUAUAUGGAGUUGGUGGAAUCGGGAAAACAACUCUGGCCAAAGAUAUCUACAAUCGAUUAUUUAGAGAUGUACACUUCGAUGGUAGUUGCUUCCUUUCUGAUGUUAGAUUGCUAGAAAAAAAGGGUCUAGAAAGGGUACAAGAGAAACUUCUCAAUAUACUGUUCAAAACCGAGGAGUACAAAGUUCGCACUGUUGCUGAAGGAAUCAAUCUAAUCAAAAGAAAACUGGGGUCAAAGAAGUCUUUCUCCACCUCAAGACUAUGUUGGGGUGGCGAAAGACAUAAUCAAAUAUUCAGUGGGCUACCAUUAGCACUUGUGACAUUGGGUUCACAUUUGCGAUGGGAAUCCAUAGAAAACUGGAGACGCAAAUUCAAGAGACUAAAAGAAAUUCCUCGUGAUGAUAUCCAAAAGACUCUCAAGAAAACCAAAAUACUAAAUGCAUGUGGUUUUCAUACUGAAUGUGAAAUUGCAACUUUAGUCCAAAAACAGUUGCUCCAAGGGGUACUUGGGGGUUGUGGUUCCGGAAAUGUACAAGUAAUGAGGUUAGAUGAACCAGGGGAAUUAGAGGGAGUGGAGUUGAGCACCGAUGCAUUUAAGAAAAUGAAGAAACUCAGGGUGCUUAUAAUCAAUGGAUUACGUAUUCAUGGAGAUUUGUGGCAUUUUCCCAAGGAGCUCAAAUGGUUAUCUUGGCAAAGAUGUCAUUUAAAAUAUAUUCCACCAAAUUUUCCAGCUGCGAAUCUUGUAGUUCUUAAUAUGGAAGGGAGUGCUAUCGAAGAAUUUGGUUUGAAUUUCCAGUGUUGCCCAAGGUUGAAGGAGUUGAAUCUCUCUUGGUGCUCGGCCCUCAAAAAAACUCCAAACUUCAACGGUGCAACAAAUCUCGAGACUUUAAAGCUUCAAGGUUUCUCAAGGCUGAAGGAGAUCGUUCAAUCAAUAUGCCAGCUAAAAUCCCUUAAAUUCUUAGACAUUGCUAGAUGCUUUUCUGUACGAACACUGCCAAUUGACAAAACAAGUGAUACAGAUAUAAAACAAUUGCCUACAUCUGCUGAAAUGCUAAGAAAUCUUGAAACUUUAGAAAAUCCAUUCAAUAAAGACUUCUUUAGUGCACAUGCUCUAAUUGUAAAACGUACACUUCAGCAUGGGUUACAAAUUAAUCUCGAAAGCAAUGAGAUUCCAGGUUGGUGCAGCUAUAAAGUAACAGCUCCAUCUGUCUGUUUCACUAUGCCCACAGUACAUAAUAAAGACAAGUAUAAGUUUUUCGGAAUGGUUGUCUGGCUUGUUAAUUGCCACAUUAAGGGUUUAUGCUCUUAUGGACACUUUGUCGUUACUGUAUCCUAUAGAGAGAAUGACGUGAAACAACUGGCUGAAGGAGUGCGGGGGAGCAUAAGCAAUGUUAUAGGAACACAUAUUUUUGUCCAAAUUUACAGUCAUAUAAGGAAGAAUAUCAAAUCGAAGAGGGAUAAGAGGAAACAAGAAGAGAAGGUCAUUGCUGUGGUCAAUCCAAUGAGAAAUGCCAAGAGGAAGCUGAGGAUUGCAGAAAAGCAUAAAGCACACAAGAAGAGGAAAAUGAUGUCAAUGAAGAUGGAUGUAGUAGAAUGUGUACUAUUAUAG
Messenger RNA from Solanum tuberosum (potato), 1734 nucleotides. RefSeq lists its product as uncharacterized. Lineage: Eukaryota; Viridiplantae; Streptophyta; Magnoliopsida; Solanales; Solanaceae. Bases 1 to 1734 code for a protein of 577 amino acids. The record is from RefSeq and is a predicted model, not a curated record. The transcript has 7 exons. Gene Ontology annotation, biological process: defense response. Gene Ontology annotation, molecular function: ADP binding.